CUAUUUCCUGUUUGCUGCUACUUUGCCUCGAUCGAUCCCCCAUUCUCUCCGUUGUUCAAUGGAAAUGCCUCAUCAAUCGAAUAUUUCCCCGACCAAAGACCGGCGAUCCGACUCCCUCGGCGAUUUCAAAUAUCUCCCCGACGAAGUCAUUUGCUCCAUCUUAGAUCAUCUCACUCCUCCAGACCUCGCUCGUCUCGCUUGUGUUAGCAGUUUUAUGUAUAUAUUCUGCAAUGAAGAGCCGCUUUGGAUGAGUGCUUGUCUCAAGAAAGUCAGUGUUCAAAUUCAAUACAAAGGCUCCUGGAAAAAGACAACACUGCAUUUAGAGAAUUUGCCCAAUGACUAUAUAGAAGUUUGUAGAAAACCAUUGCAGUUUGAUGGUUUUAGCUCUUCAUUCUUAUACAGAAGAUUAUAUAGGUGCCAUACUACAUUAGACGAGUUUUCUUUUGACGAUAGAAAUGUUGAAAGAAUAGAAAACAUAUCUGCGGAACAAUUUCAUCACGAAUAUGAUGGAAUUAAACCGGUCUUGCUUAAUGGAUUGGCUGAUACUUGGCCUGCAAGGAGUGCUUGGACAAUCGACCAGCUUGUGCCCAAAUAUGGAGAUAUAACAUUCAAGAUUUCUUCCUCUUUAAAAAUGAAAUUCAAGGAUUACGUAUCUUACAUGAAACAACAACAUGAUGAGGAUCCUCUUUAUAUUUUUGAUGACAAGUUUGGAGAAUCUGCACCUGGCUUGUUGAAAGAUUACACUGUGCCCCAAAUAUUUCAAGAAGACUUCUUUGAUGUUUUAGAGAAAGAUAGAAGACCACCAUUCCGAUGGCUUGUUAUUGGGCCAGCGAGGUCUGGUGCUUCUUGGCAUGUUGAUCCAGCGCUUACCAGUGCCUGGAAUACUCUUCUUUGUGGUCGUAAAAGAUGGGCACUGUAUCCCCCAGGAACAGUUCCAUUGGGUGUUACAGUGAACGUAGAUGACGAUGAUGGUGAUAUUAGCAUCGAUACUCCAUCGUCAUUGCAGUGGUGGCUUGACUUCUAUCCACUUCUGGCAAAUGAAAACAAGCCAAUUGAGUGUACCCAACUGCCUGGGGAAACUAUUUUUGUUCCCAGCGGAUGGUGGCACUGUGUCCUGAAUCUGGAAACAACCAUUGCAGUGACACAAAAUUUUGUGAAUUCUAGAAACUUCGAAUUUGUAUGUCUAGAUAUGGCUCCAGGUUACUGUCAUAGAGGAGUUUGCCGUGCUGGUUUGCUUGCUCUUGAUGAAGGCAGUUUAGAGAUCAUCGAGAAGAACACGGCCAAUGAAAACGACAAUUUUAAGUACUCAGACCUGACAAAGAAUGAGAAAGAUGUCAGAAUUUUAAGAUCUCAAGAGAGUGAAAAUGGAAAAGAAACUUCCAAUGGAAGCUAUAAUUUAUGGGAACACGAUUUUUCUUAUGAUAUAAACUACUUGGCCAUGUUCCGGAAUAGUGAGCUGGACCACUUUAGUUCUCCAUGGAACUUGGACAAUUCCAUAGGGCCGCGAGAGUUGAGGGAAUGGCUGUCCAAGCUUUGGCUUGGAAAUCCAGGCAUGAGAGAGAUGAUUUGGAAGGGAGCGUGUCUUGCACUAAAUGCAGAUAAAUGGUUGGAUUGUGCGAGGAAAAUCUGCUUCUUUCACAAUUUGCCUUUUCCCAAUGAGAAUGCAAAGCUUCCUGUUGGAACGGGCAGCAAUCCUGUCUAUGUAAUGGAUGAAUAUGUGAUAAAAAUCUUUGCUGAAGGAGGGCUGUCAUCUUCAAUAUUUGAUUUAGGCACUGAGCUUGAAUUCUACAGCGCUCUUUCUGAAGUUAACUCUCCUCUGAAAAAUCACAUUCCUAAUGUAUUGGCUAGUGGGAUUCUGCACUUGGAAAAUGGAUCUUACAAAAUUGAUUCUUGGGAUGGUAAAACAGUUCCGAGUGUGAUUAGAAACUGUGAUUUGAUUCCAGAGAAGCUUACAGGUGAUGCUUUUCCUUUUGGUGUUCGGAGCAAGAAACUGUUUGAAUACAAAAAAGAUGUGUCGCCAGAAUAUGAACCAGACAAUUCAGAAGAAUCCACUAUUAUUUUUCUGCCUUACCUUAUAACAAAGCGUUGCAAAGGAAAGAUAUUUGCUAAACUAAGAGAUGUACUGCCAUGGGAAGAUGUGCUUAACUUAGCUUCCUUUUUAGGAGAGCAGCUACGAAACCUUCAUAUGUUGCCCUAUCCUUCCUUCAGUAAUUCAGCUCUUUCAGAGUUUGAACAAAAUAGGAGGUUUUCCUUUGCUAAUGGCAUGGACAUGGAGUUUAUUUCCAACGAAUCUUAUAUUCCAGUUGAAUGGAAAAUCUUUGUGAGAACUCUAAUUUACAAGAAGAAGAAUGCUUCCAGCCAAUUGAGUGAUCGAGGAGGUCCGAUUCCUAAAACACUUAUAGAGAAAGUUGACGCAUACCUUCCAGAUGAUUUUAUGAAGCUGCUUUCCAUUUAUGAGGAAAAUGGCAAGAAAAAAGUCGGUAAGCCUUGGUCCUGGAUACACAAAGAUAUUAUGGAUGACAAUAUUUAUAUGGAAUGUAAAUCUUGCUCAAAUGGAAUUCCUACACCGAAAAAUAAUGGUUCAGCGAAUGGGCAUAGUAAUGGUGGGGAAGUAAAAUCCUGGCGCCCUAGUUACAUCCUUGAUUUCAGCAAUCUUUGUGUAGGUGAUUCUAUUUAUGACUUGAUACCCUUGCAUUUAGAUGUCUUUAGAGGGAAUUCCACUCUGCUUAAGCAGUUUCUGAAAAGCUAUAAACUUCCUUUGAUGAUAAAAAAACCAAAGCAAGGAUCAAUGGACGGUGGCGAUGAUAAGUUUGGACGACUUUCGUACCAUGCCAUGUGCUUCUGUAUAUUGCAUGAUGAGAAUGUAUUGGCUACUCUAUUUAAAGUAUGGAAGGAACUUAGAACAGCAGAGUCGUGGGAAGAAGUUGAGCUAAAAGUUUGGGGAGAAUUGAAUGAUUAUGAAGGCUUUCCCUGAUGCAUAUAAUUGAGUUCACAU
Hibiscus syriacus is the source of this 2995-nucleotide messenger RNA. Its product is annotated as F-box protein At1g78280-like. Bases 59 to 2974 code for a protein of 971 amino acids. The record is from RefSeq and is a predicted model, not a curated record. Gene Ontology annotation, molecular function: protein binding. Gene Ontology annotation, cellular component: cytoplasm. The transcript is spliced from 16 exons. NCBI's taxonomy places the organism in Eukaryota, Viridiplantae, Streptophyta, Magnoliopsida, Malvales, Malvaceae.